AUGUCAACCUACGCUAUCGAUGGUGGUCUCUGGACCGCCUGCAAGGAGUCCCGCGCGGCGAUGUAUCGACGGUAUGACCCCGUCAGGUGGGCCAGCUUCUACAGUCGUCAACGUGAGAAAGGCCGCCCUGAUCAUGAGAGCAGGAUAAGCCGGUACGAUAGCGACAAAUAUUCUCAAAUGCCGGCAACCUUCGUCGUCGAAGAUGACAGAGAGGGGCUCCGGAAUUUUACCGUCCUCCCAAUUUACGACCUCAUAUUCAUCCAGCCGUGGCGUGUCAGUCCACAUCUUGCUUAUCUCGACUUGGAUAUGCCUUUUUCAUGCCCCCAAUAUGGCUUCGGAGGCGUUCGUCACCUAGCCUUGGACUUUGAUCCGACGUGGAGCACGGACGAGCUCCAGACAUACCAGAAAACAUGGGAAGACCCUGAGGUGGAUGCUGAGCUGGAUCCUGCGCGCUGGGGGAUCUACAACGCCUUGGUUGAAGCCAUGCAGGCCACUUUGCGUCUUUCAGACACGACAAUCUGGCUUGUCGACCCCAGACUUUACCGAAAAAGCACGGUUCUCACCGAGAAAGAUAGUAAAGAAGUCUUUGGAGUUGGCCGUUCCUGGGAGAAGGAGCAGCUAGUCUUCCACGCAUCCGAUUGCAGAUAUUAUGCCAUGCCGGACCAGGCCACGUCCGAGCUAUGCGGCUAUGGAGACGAGACUCUCGACACGGUUUGGAACUUUAUCUAUGAGCUUCAGGAUAUUGCCGCGCGGCAAUAUGCACUUGACGAACGCGUUCCGGAGGAUGAAGUCAACGAGGUUUGGACAGAAUUAGGGGUUUUGGUACGCGAAAAACAGAUGAUGGAACAAACUGCUUGA
Messenger RNA from Colletotrichum karsti, 858 nucleotides. RefSeq lists its product as uncharacterized. The record is from RefSeq and is a predicted model, not a curated record. Lineage: Eukaryota; Fungi; Ascomycota; Sordariomycetes; Glomerellales; Glomerellaceae. Bases 1 to 858 code for a protein of 285 amino acids. The transcript has a single exon.